Messenger RNA from Alligator mississippiensis (American alligator), 8543 nucleotides. It is a transcript of the gene RALGPS2, whose product is annotated as Ral GEF with PH domain and SH3 binding motif 2. Gene Ontology annotation, cellular component: plasma membrane. Gene Ontology annotation, molecular function: guanyl-nucleotide exchange factor activity. The record is from RefSeq and is a predicted model, not a curated record. Lineage: Eukaryota; Metazoa; Chordata; Crocodylia; Alligatoridae. The coding region runs from base 267 to 2099 and encodes 610 amino acids. The transcript has 21 exons. Gene Ontology annotation, biological process: Ras protein signal transduction; positive regulation of GTPase activity.
UCAGCUUCUGCCCCCUCCCCCCUGUGCGUGCGCGCGUGUGUAUGUGUGCCCGCGGCGGAGCCUCCUCGCCUCUCCUCUCUUCUCCUUCCCCCUGUCUGCUCCGAGCUGCGCCGCGGCGGGAUGCGGGGAGUCCGUGCUGGCUGAGCGGCUGCAGCCGGUCCUGCCUUGCCCGCGCUGCAGGAAUGAUUAUUCUGUUGCCUUGGAGAUGAAAUGAUGAUGAUCCUGCUGUUGUAAAUGUAGGGCAGAAGACUAAUGGUGUGAGCAGUAUGGACCUAAUGAAUGGGCAAUCGAGCAAUGUUAAUAUUGCAGCUAUUGCUUCAGAGAAGAGUAGCAGCUCCGAAUCCUUAAGUGACAAAGGUUCUGCUGAACUGAAGAAAAGCUUUGAUGCAGUGGUAUUCGAUGUCCUCAAGGUUACUCCAGAAGAAUAUGCUGGUCAGAUAACACUAAUGGAUGUUCCUGUAUUUAAAGCAAUUCAGCCAGAGGAGCUGGCAAGUUGCGGGUGGAAUAAAAAAGAGAAGUACAGUUCUGCACCAAAUGCAGUUGCCUUCACAAGAAGAUUCAAUCAUGUAAGCUUCUGGGUUGUUAGAGAGAUUCUUCAUGCACAAACUUUAAAAAUAAGAGCUGAGGUUCUGAGCCACUAUAUUAAAACUGCUAAGAAAUUAUACGAGCUGAAUAACCUGCAUGCCCUUAUGGCAGUGGUGUCUGGAUUACAAAGUGCCCCCAUCUUCAGAUUGACUAAAACGUGGGCGUUAUUGAGUCGAAAAGACAAAGCUACCUUUGAAAAGCUGGAGUAUGUUAUGAGUAAAGAGGAUAAUUAUAAGAGACUUAGAGAUUAUAUCAGCAGCUUGAAGAUGACUCCUUGUAUUCCUUAUUUAGGUAUUUAUCUCUCGGACUUGACAUAUAUUGACUCUGCGUACCCAUCUACAGGGAGCAUUCUAGAAAGUGAACAGAGAACGAACUUAAUGAACAAUAUACUUAGAAUAAUCUCAGAUUUACAGCAGUCCUGUGAAUAUGAUAUUCCUCUGUUGCCUCAUGUUCAGAAAUACCUGAACUCGGUUCAGUACAUAGAAGAGCUACAGAAAUUCGUAGAAGAUGAUAAUUACAAGCUUUCAUUAAAGAUAGAACCAGGGACCAGCACCCCACAUUCUGCUGCUUCCAGAGAGGAUUUAGCAGGCUCUGAAGUGGGAGCAUCUCCACAAAGUGGAAGGAAAAAUGUUGCAGCUGAAGGAGCACUGCUACCACCAACCCCCCCAUCACCUAGGAACCUGAUACCACAUGGGCAUAGAAAGUGUCACAGUUUGGGGUACAAUUUCAUACAUAAAAUGAACACGGCAGAAUUUAAAAGUGCAACAUUCCCUAACGCAGGACCAAGACACCUAUUGGAUGACAGUGUCAUGGAACCUCAUGCCCCAUCCAGAGGGCAGGCGGAAAGCUCUACCCUUUCUAGUGGAAUUUCAAUAGGUGCUGCUGAUAAAGACCCUUGUUAUGGACACCUCCACUCAAAGGUGAGAAGCCCCCACAGAUCAGCUGAAGGUUCAGGUAGCAGUGAUGGUUCAGAACUUAGUGAAGAGACUUCAUGGCCAGCAUUUGAAAGGAACAGAUUAUACCAUUCUCUCGGUCCGGUGACAAGAGUGGCACGAAAUGGCUAUCGAGGCCACAUGAAGGCCAGCAGUUCUCUAGAAUCUGAAGAUUUGGCUGUUCAUUUGUAUCCUGGUGCAGUUACUAUUCAAGGUGUUCUCAGGAGGAAGACGUUGUUGAAGGAAGGCAAAAAGCCUACAGUAGCAUCUUGGACAAAAUACUGGGCAGCAUUGUGCGGGACCCAGCUUUUUUACUAUGCUGCAAAAUCUCUGAAGGCCACAGAAAGAAAACAUUUCAAAUCUACCCCAAGUAAGAAUGUGUCAGUUGUGGGAUGGAUGGUAAUGAUGGCUGAUGAUCCAGAACAUCCUGAUCUCUUCUUGCUGACUGAUUCUGAAAAGGGAAAUUCAUACAAGUUUCAAGCUGGGAAUAGAAUGAAUGCAGUGCUCUGGUUCAAACACCUGAGUGCUGCCUGCCAAAGCAACAGACAACAGGUUCCUGCCAACUUGAUGACUUUUGAGUAAAAGGCUAAUUCAGAAUGUGAAAGAACAGUUAGAACUUUCUCAUCAUUCGGAAGUGAGGUUCUGAUGAAAGUGUGCCAGCUAUAGAUUAACUGUGCCAGAUCAGAGCCUACAGGCUCAAAUCUUCUAACUCUGGAUAAUGGAACAAAAAGCACUAACAGUUUGGGGAAUGGGAUCCCCUGCCGAAAAGGAUGGAAUUGCGACAUGAAUUGCCAUGGACCAUGCUUCUUAAUAUUCUCUAAACUGACCUGUGGAAACCACUGCCUUAAAGAGUGAAAGGAAAAUCAACAUGAAACACCAAAUAGUGUGUGUGAAACUUCUGGCGGUGCUGUGCUUGGAUUAAAUAGAUUGUAGCUAAUUUGAAUUUAUUUUAACUUUAUACUAAUUUUGGAAAUAAUUCACCUUUUUAGGUAUUCUUAAAAAAUAAUACCACAUUUAAGGGUUGCAUUAAAAGCUGGAUUUGAACUGGGGAUCUAGAGGUACUUAGACACUCUAGGGAUGCUGUUUAGACUAUACUGGCAGCCCUAAAUCGGGAGUUUCUUGGAUUCAGUUCACCUGGAGCGCCAUUAAUUGUCUCAUGCCUAGGGUAUAAGAACCAGAACAAAUGCAGGGUUUAAAAACAUCUGUAAACUUGCAAACCUUAGUACUGUAUAGGGAAACUUAUUUCCUGCAAGUGGCACAAAGGUUGAGUGCUUAUACACCAUAGUUUUGGGAUUUUGUAAGUAAAAUCCUUAUAUGUGGUAUUCUUAUUCCUGUUUUAAGUAUAGUCCGUGGUGGGGUUUUUGUUUGCUUUUCAGAUUGGUUUGGGGUUUUCUUGUGCGGCAACUGGGAAGAGGUAUCAGGUCAGAACUGAAUGUUUCCUUUCCUUUAUGUUUCUAUCCCUUAUGCUCUCUUACUUGUGAUGGUUCCACAACACAACAAGCACUUAAUUUAGUUCACAGGAAUCGUCUUAUUUUCCUGGGGGUCCAUGUGCCUCUUUAUCAGGUACAGGUAGAGAAUGUCCAACCCCUCCCCCUCCCCACCCCCGAAAAAACCCACUCUGUCAGUAUAAGGUUUUUCAUGGGAUCAUUUAAGAGACUUCAUUGUUAUAAUGUUUGAGUCACUAUGCCAGCUUCCAUCCUGUCAUUUUAAAUUAUUGGUUUAAUGAACUGUAUUGUUCAAUAUAUAUGAACUUGAAUUGUAUUACUAAUAUGUUGGCCUAAGCAAGUUCUAGCCUAUUUUGUUUUGAAAAAUGAACCUCUUCUGAUCUUUAGAAAAGGUCAUAAAACAAUAAUAAUCUAAUUAAAGAGAGAGGAAUUCAAUCUAGGAAAUAAAAGUAGUAUGGACUGGAUUAUCAAAACUUCCUUUGUUGCAAAAUGUACUCCCCCAAAAACAGUUAAGAUCACAAAUAGGAGCCACAUUCCAGGUACAUGUCUUCAUUAAAUUUAGUUACUUAUUUUGGUUUCUUCAUAGUCACUUCAUUGUAGUUUCAUUUAUGCAAAGUUUUACUUAAUCUUCAGAAAAUUAAUCUUUAUAAAUAAGGAAGUAAUUCCAGUUUUGCCCAAAAUAUCUUGAACCAGGAUUAAAAAGGCAUGAAAAAGUAGAUAUUCCAUUGACAUUCUGAUCCAGUAGCAGUAAAUAAGGUUACAAAUGCAACCAUAGACUUCUUUUAGAACUCUCCAUCAGUUUAUAGUAAUAAGUUAUCUGAAACCCAAUAAAGACUUAGUGUUAUUAUUCAGUUUAAAAAUGUGCACUUAAUUUACUAAAUCAGGGGGAUACAUUAAUAUUCCCAGUAUCAGUUUCAUGUUUUUGUUAGGAAAUCAUUAGUUUGUGAUUUUUAAGGCAGAGGAUAAGGUUGCUGGCCCUAUUGAGAAACAAAACUCACAGACAGAGAAUCUUCCUGUGCAGGUCAGAGUGGGGUAAGGAAAAGGGUUAGGGUCCCUUUCUGAGUGUUACUUUGUGAAAUCUGCUUAUGCUAUAAAGAAGUUAUGCAGAUGCAUAAUUCUGUCCUCUUAUGGUACAGUUAAAAGCACCCUUUGAAUUAAUGUCCCCUCACAAACCUUUUUUUUUUUUUUUGUGGAGAGUGAACAAUCAGUUCUGAACCUGAAGUGGUAUAUUUUAGAAAGGGAGCUCGGUUGUGCUGAAUCACUCUUUACACAUCUCCCAAGUUAACCCAUGUUGGGUGUUUAGUAACACAUCUUCAUAGUCAGCAGUAUUACUGUAAUAGAGUUUGCACAACUUUAGAUUUUGUUUUUCAUUUUUUAUAUUACUUAAUGUGUUUCUUCUCAAAGUAAGUGUUUUUAACAAAAUGUGUGUACUUUUUUUUAAGCAUUGUGGAUGGAAAACCUGUGGAUUUUGAAUUUUUUAAUAAGCUAAUGUAGAUACAUUGCAGACUAACCAUAUUUGUUCUAUUAAUGAACAGAAACAUGCAACUGAGAGCCACAACCUGACAUCACGCAGUUUUGCUAAAGAUGUAGUCAGGUUAGAAGGUAUUAUUUUUAUUGUUUGUGUUUUUCCAGCUGUUUCAUGUUUUUAUGGGACGAGAAUGAGGAGGAAAGCAAUGCUGAGUCAUAAUCGGUAGUAAUCACUUGACAAACUCGCUACCCUUAGCCUACAUAAUUGUCAUCCCUUUAUUUCCAGUUUCAGAUUUUUCAUGGAAGAGCUUUGUUCUAGAAAAAGCUUCCAAAAUAUUUAGCAAGAAUAAGAAAUGUGAUGAAACUGAAAGCACUAUAGAUAGUUUUUUAUUACCAACAGUUUGAUACUCCAAUCUUUUUCAUCUUAUAUUAGCCAAAUACUACUUUAGGGUGACACAACCAAUGAUAUGUUACAUCUUUUAAGGUAGAUGUUUGUCAGGGAAAAGUUGUGACUUUUUUCCUUGCCAGUGAAAUUGCCCCUAUAAUCUUAAAUAGAAUUAGAUAACUCAAAUCAGCUGUGAAAGAUGACAGUAAUAUACCUUAUUGGAGAGACAAGAAUAAUAUAUUAGCCAGCAGGCUGUUUCAUUUUGGUGUACCGUCCAAUAUUAUGGCUCUAAUUUUUUUUCUUACUUUCAGUAGCUGUUAAAACUUCACAGGUCACAUUUAGCACUGUAUUUCAUUGUACCCACAUUUUUUAAUUAAAAUUUCAUGAAUGCUAGUUUUAAACAAAAGAAGCAGAAUUUGUAAUUUACGUAACUAGCUGGUGCAGAUGCAAUAGAAGUGCAUUAAAUAUAUCUCUUGCUAUAAUGUUUUGAAUGCUGACAGCUAAUUUAGCAUUACUUUCUAACUUGGUGCUUUACAACUUCAGUUGGCUUAAUCAAAAAUUAAUUCCAUUGCAGUGUUGUUAAAGAACAAAAAUUAGUCACAGUUUAUUUUAUAAAGCGGGAUCUAUGCAGUUUGUGUUAAUUUAGGUGAUCUUUUCAGGCCUGUUUUUCAUUUUACAAACCAGUCUUAUGAAAAAUGCUAUAGAAACAUUGUCCCAUGGGUGUUGGGUUCAGCGCAAGUCAUAAGUUUAAUACUCAGCUUUGAUUCUGUCCUUACAAGGAACUUUUCAAAUAUUCUAUAGAGCAGGGACCACUAGUGUAAUAUGAGGGGUGCAAAUGGAGCACUAGGAGCAGCAGCCCUACAUUGCUGCUCUGUCAUAGCAGUAGUUGGGUGCACAGGCAUUGCGCUGAUGUUGUAGCAGCAACAACUGGGGAGGACAGGCAGUGCAGUGCAGUGGCAACAGGAGUUAGCAUGAGGCUUUUUUGUGUUCCUAGAGCAGGUAAGACUCCUGCUGCCCCCUGCUCUCAGUACUUCUUCCCCUUCAGUGCUCAAGGGCACAUUCUCUCCCUAGUUCUCCAGCAGGAUUUUCCCAGGUCACAAAGCCUUCUAGUUGCAUCUCUGGCUGGGACUACAGAAAAAAUAUGAAAUGCAAAAAGUUUGGCCUCUAACUGAGCUGUUUUAAGUGUAGGUUGCAGUCCUGGCAAGGCAGCUCCAUACCUCACCUAAUUCUGCCUUUUGUGUUACUGUCUCAUGUUGUCUUUUUACAGAAUUGGUCAUUUAUUAACUUUCCAUCUAGGCUCAGUUGCAUCAUAAAAUAAUUUUUACCAAUGGUAGUACAGAUAGAUAGUGGAACACUCGCACAAAAUUACCGUUUUGUGUUUCUUUGUUAAUUUUAUUACCUAUAACAGGGUUAUAUCAUUUUCUGUUUGUUCACUGAAGCCAAUUUUAUCUAACAUGUGUUUUCUUGCCACAUCUUAAGUACUUACAUUUGCAGUUAGGCUUUUUGAAGACUGCCGUCAUCUUCUGUUAUUGAGGGCCAGCAAUGUCAUUGUCACCAUGCUUUCCUUUAUAAAAGAAGUAAUCACAGGGCACUUGGAGAGGUUGGGUCUCUAGUGGUAAAAGGCAAAUUGGGCUGUACUUUUUCUGGAACUUUAGCAAAUCUGUUCUAAAUCAAGGUAAAUUAUAGUGAUGUUUUUCUGGCUCUGUCAGUGGCAUUUUUCUUCAUCCUCCCUCUCUUGUAUUUUCACUCGCAAGCAUUGGUAGUCCUAAUCUUUUUCACAGUCAUCUUAGUAUACUGCCUGCUCUGAGCUUCAAGACACUAGAACUGGUACUAAAUUACAUCAGUGAGUUGUUUAUGCUCCCUACAAGUUCAACUUUUAAACGUUUUGUUAUUAUUUAAGUAUUCUCUUUCUGUCCUUCCUCUCUUCCCCCAUUCUGUCCCCUUUCCCCUAAAAAUGGCUUGUGUCAAAGGUGGACAGAUUAACAUUAGAGAGAGCUGUAAUUAAAACAAUCUGUAUAAAUGAACAUUAAACUUAAGGUAACAAUUUGGCCACCACCCCAACUUUGAAUAUGUGCAGAAAAGGGGAACGACUUUGGUCAGUGCCUUAUUAUCAGUUUGAGACCAAUUCUGUUAUUCUAGAGCUGAGCCUCUAAUAACAGCUGCUGGACCUAAUGACUAUUUCCCUGGAUUCAGAAGUUUGUUACCCCCUUCCUCACUGUUACAUUCUCUGCAGAAGAACUUACUGAUUUUGGCCAGUUUUAGAAUGCUAACUAUAAUCAUUUUGGUAGGUUUUUCUCAUUAUAGUAGUUUUUAGCUGACUGCAGCCACAUUUGACAUAUUGUCUUCAGAGCUUUUCUCAGAAAUAUCUAAGUUAACUCGUAACAAAUUUCUUUUCAGAGACAAAAAAUACAAAGUGUCUCUAAAUAGCCUUAAGAAGAAAAAAAGUUACAAAAAUAAAGUGUAAUUUAGGUCAUGUCUAGAGUUUAUGAACUUAGUUCCAUAGACUGAAAUAAGAUUUCUGUCUUCCUUUAUACUAUUUUAAACACUAUAGUGCACAAAAAAAGGAUUAUACUUAGCAAGCUUUUUGUUAAUUUAAAAUUAAUAUUUACGGGGGAAAAACUGAAUAAACUCUAUCUUGUUCCUUUUCUUGAAAUCAUUUAAACUAACAUAGCUAAGGAUGUGUGUUUGUAGUUCUAGUGUUGUAUCACUUAGUGAGAAACUUCACUAAAACCAAAUGCAAGCUAUUUAGUUUUGCUUGCAGAGGUUUUGAAGAUCUGAAAUGUACAACAUUGGAAGGAGAAAUUAAAAGUAAUAAUAGGUUGUUUUUGAGCAAAAAAAAAGCUUCAUUUUAUUUUCCUUUAAGGCUUCAUUAUAGAAAGCACAGCUUAUAUACAUCAAAAUGUUUGUAACUGUGGACAUUUGAGAGGGAAAGUCUAACCUAGACCAAACAUGAUCAACCACAAAAGAUUCUUCAAGCAAUUGAAAGGAGUUAGACCAGAGCAGAGAAAGUUAAAGUCCAGCCAUUACAGAACAGGUUUAGAACUUUUUUUCAAAGAACAUUACUAAAAAAAAAAAUUACCAGAAUGAAAUUACUUCGGCAAAUCAGAAGCCUGUGGCUGCUUGUUUGAGCUUGCUCUUGAUUGCCUAGGAACAACAAAAACAUACAAUUUUUUUUCAUGCAGUUUGCUAGUAUAAUAUUGUUCUUCAUGGGAAAGGGUGUGACCUUCAAAUGAUUCCGAAAGAAAUCUCUUACCAUUCCAGAACUGCUCACAAAUAUGGUCCAAAACCAGUAUAUACUGAGUAAAAUGGGGAAAGAAAGGGGCAUUAGGGUGUACUUGUUUACAGAGCCUUUGACUCCUCAUGCCCUGAAAUCUGCCCAUAUGUGUAUUACUACAGGGCAAUGUGAGGGACACAAGAAAAUACAAAAAGCUAUAAUAAUUCCAUAAAAAACAGACAUCUUUGGGGCAGAAAUCAAGCUUAUUAUAAAGUAAACACAAGCCAUUUUUAAUGUUUUUCCCUGUUGAAUUGAGGCAAAACAGUUAUAGGGUGAUUGCACUAUGACCUCUUUUGAGUGAUGUGCAGUUUGACUGUCCUAGGAGCCUCCUUUUCUUCUACUUUUUUUAAUACUUUAAUGUGUGUGCGUAUGAAAUUGUGUGUUUGCGCUAGUUUAAAGAGUUUAAGUACAGAUUUCAGAAAUCUUUCCUACUGAAAUAAAUGAUUUAAAAUAUG